AUGGCCGACCAAGAUAAUGGCGACGAGCUCUAUCCCAUUGCCGUAUUGAUUGACGAGCUCAAGCAUGAUGAUGUUCUCCUACGCCUCAAUGCCAUCCAUAGACUUUCCACAAUUGCCCUUGCCCUGGGCCCUGAACGUACGAGAGACGAAUUAAUACCCUUCUUGGACGACUCCGUUGAGGACGAAGAUGAAGUCCUCACUGCGCUCGCUGAAGAGCUUGGAAACUUCAUUGAAUACGUUGGAGGACCAGAAUACGGUCACGUGCUGUUGCCACCGCUUCAGAAUUUGGCCGCCAUCGAGGAGCCGCUUGUGAGGGACAAGGCCGUUGAGUCUCUGAACAAAAUAUGCGAAGAAUUGUCGGAGCGACAGGUGGAAGAAAGCUUCAUUCCCCUGACCCUCAGUCUCUCCAAAGCAGACUGGUUCACCUCGAAAAUAUCGGCCUGCGGUCUGUAUACAAGUCCUUAUAAGAAAGCCAGCCCUCGGUCCCAAGCCGACCUCCGUCAGCAUUUUGGCCUUCUUGUUCACGACGACACUCCUAUGGUCCGGCGCCAAUCUGCAAACAAUCUCGCCAAGUUCGUUAAGGAAGUGCCAACCUCCACUGUCAUUGAGGAGAUGAUCCCCCUGUUCCAACACCUUGCAAGCGAUGACCAAGACAGUGUUCGCUUGCUUACCGUUGAAGUCCUUAUCUCCAUCUCGGAAGCCAUUCCAAAAGAACAACAACCAAGUCAUGGUGUCCUUCUAACCGCUUUGAGAAGUCUUUUUGAAGACAAGAGCUGGAGAGUUCGAUACAUGGUAGCUGAAAAGUUCGAGAAGAUUGCCAAGGCAGUUAAUGAGGAGGUUGUCACUCGGGAUUUGGUCCCAGCGUUCGUCAAGCUUCUCAAGGACAGCGAAGCUGAAGUGAGGACCGCGAUCGCCAGUCAAAUCCCGGGAUUCUGCGCGCUACUUGAUCGCGAAACCUUACUCAAUGAAAUCAUGACCAGCAUUGAGGAUCUCGUUUCCGAUCCCUCACAACAUGUCCGAGCGGCCUUGGGAACCGAACUCAGUGGACUGGCUCCCAUUCUCGGCAAAGAAGAGACCAUCUCCCACCUUCUUCCAAUGUUCUUGCAGAUGCUCAAGGAUGAAUUCCCUGAUGUACGAUUACAUAUCAUCUCCAAGCUCGAACGUGUCAACGAUGUCAUUGGCAUUGAUUUGUUAUCUCAGUCCCUGCUUCCCGCCAUUGUACAACUGGCUGAAGAUAAACAGUGGCGAGUUCGUCUUGCCAUCAUCGAAUACAUUCCCCUCCUUGCCAAGCAGCUGGGUGUGAAAUUCUUCGAUGAACAACUAAGCUCACUCUGUAUGGGCUGGCUGGGUGACACUGUUUUCUCUAUCAGAGAAGCUGCAACACAAAAUCUAAGAAAAUUAAGCGAGGUUUUCGGCGUCGAGUGGGCCAACCGAUCCAUCAUUCCCAAGGUUACGGCGAUGAGCCAGCAAGAGAACUAUCUUUACAGAAUGACCACGUGCUUCGCCAUUACAAUACUAGCCCCCGUCGUCACACUCGAUAUCAUCCGAGAGAGUGUCCUUCCCAUGAUGGAUCGACUAGUGGCAGAUCCCAUCCCAAACAUUCGGUUCAACGUAGCCAAGUCAUACGCCGUAUUGAUUGAUACACUUCGCCGACUUCCCGAAUCCGGCACAAUUGCAGAGCUAGAGGCAUCCGGUACUACUGCCACUCCUAGUUCGAAAGGCGAAGAUCUCAUCAACGAACAAAUCCUACCCAACUUAGAAAAGCUCAAAGACGAUGAGGAUGUCGAUGUCAGGUACUUCGCUACAAUUGCUGCUGGCGGCUCCACGGUGAACGCGGCCGAGCGGAUGGAAACGGGACCAUAG
This is a messenger RNA of Exophiala aquamarina CBS 119918, 1863 nucleotides long. Its product is annotated as protein phosphatase 2 (formerly 2A), regulatory subunit A. Gene Ontology annotation, molecular function: protein phosphatase regulator activity. The transcript is spliced from 5 exons. The record is from RefSeq and is a predicted model, not a curated record. Gene Ontology annotation, biological process: protein dephosphorylation. NCBI's taxonomy places the organism in Eukaryota, Fungi, Ascomycota, Eurotiomycetes, Chaetothyriales, Herpotrichiellaceae. The coding region runs from base 1 to 1863 and encodes 620 amino acids. Gene Ontology annotation, cellular component: protein phosphatase type 2A complex; cytoplasm.